GGCACCAUGAGGCAGCUGGGGAUGAGGCGAGCGAGUCUCUCUGCCAGCCUGAAGCUCGGGGACCAGCGGGGCUGCGGCCGCACGCUGCAGGAAGAGGAGGUGCACAUCCCCUUUGCCCAGCAGAGCCUGGUAAAGCAAUGGAGCUCCAUGCAGAACAUGACGGACAGAAAGCAGGAGAAAAGCAAGGCUCCCCUUCAGAGGAGCAAGUUCUUGCUCAACAUUAAUGUGGGUGGCAAGUUGUUCCAGAUAGCUUACAGCGUCGUGGCCCGGUACCCCGUCACCCGCCUCGGGAAGCUGGCCCGUUACACAGACCCUACCAAGAAGCUGCAGCUCUGUGAUGACUACUCGGUGCAGAAGAACGAGUACUUCUUCGACAGAGAUCCUUCCAUUUUCCACUACAUCUUCCACUUCUACCGCAGCGGGGUCCUGUGGAUAAUGGAUGAGAUGUGCCCCAGUAACUUCGUGGAGGAAAUUGAGUACUGGGGAAUCCAUCUGAAAUACUCCCAGCGCUGCUGCCGGAUCCUGUUUGAGGAAAAGCAGGAUGAGCUCAGCGAGUACCUGAAAAUCCAGAAGGAGCUGGAGGCAGAGCUGGAGCCCCUGGACUCAGCGAAGCAGUUUGAGGGCAAAUUUCUGGGUCGGUUUCGGGAGAUGAUCUGGAACCUCAUUGAGAACCCGUACUCCUCUGUCACGGCCAAGAUCAUCGCUGUCAUGUCGAGCAUCUUUGUGCUCAUCUCCAUCGUGGGCAUGACACUGAGCACAGUGGAGGAGAUGAAACACAAGACAGGGAAGGCGUGGAUGGAGCAGCUGGAGAUGAUUUGUGCCAUCUUCUUCACCUCCGAGUACCUCAUGCGGCUCAUCUCCUCCUCCAGCUUCAAGAACUUCUUGCGGGCAGCGUUCAAUGCUGUGGACCUCGUGGCCAUCCUGCCCUUCUACAUCCAGAUCCUCUUUGAAAGCCUGGACGAAGGGGACAUGCUCUACCAUGAGGAGCUGCACAAGAUGGAGAACGUGGGCAAGCUGGGCAAGGUCCUCAAGCUCAUCAAGCUCAUGAGGAUCUUCCGCAUCCUCAAGCUGGCGCGUCACUCCACCGGCCUCCGGGCCUUCGGCUUCACCAUGCGCCAGUGCUACCAGCAGGUUUGCUGCCUCUUCCUCUUCAUCGCCAUGGGGGUCUUCACCUUCUCUGCUCUCAUGCACUCGGUAGAGCACGAUGUCCCAGGCACCAACUUCACCAGUAUCCCCUACGCGUGGUGGUGGGCAGCGGUCAGCCUCUCCACUGUGGGCUACGGAGACACCGUGCCUGACACGGUGCUCGGCAGGAUGGUGGCGUUUGGCUGCAUCUCCUUUGGCAUCAUCCUCAACGGGAUGCCCAUCUCCAUCCUCUACAACAAGUUCUCUGAUUACUACGCCAAGCUGAAGGCCCACGAGGACAAGAUCAGCCACUCGCUGAAGCUCUCCAGGAGGCUCCGCUUGAAGGAGCGGGUCCUGAGGAAGCUGUCGGAAUGCUGCAGGGAUGACCCCCGCCACCAGCACUGACACCAGCCCAUGGGGUACCCAGUCUGGCCCCCCUCCACCACGUCCUGUCCCCUAGGGAAGCUCCCCAGCUUGCCCAUGUGGCCAUGACUGUGGUGUGACCUCCCCCAGCGCGGUUCUGCUGUCCUGCAGCUAAAGACCAUGCUGUAUGGACACCUUUCUAUGUGCCAUAGGCUGGGGAUGGGGCACCCUGAGGACAUGGGGAGCGGGAUGCAUGGGGCUGAGCUGCCACCUUUCUGAGGAUGUCAGAAGUGGGCACCAGGAUGAGAUGAAGUCCUUGUGCAGUCCUGGCUCUGCCCCUGGGUGGAGUGGGACAUACAAAGGCAGUGGCCACACAACUUGUAGAAUCCCAGACUGGUUUGGGUCGGAAGGGAUCCGGCUGAAGGCCCAUGGAAGAGCCGUGCAUCCUUCCAGCCAAACCCACGUUCCCUCCCUGGGAGCCUGGGGGCACUGUCCUGGCUCAGGCUGCUUCUCUGAUGGGACCUGCGGGCACUCUGGGGGUGCAGAUCUGGCAGCAAGAACACCCUCAGGAACAGGCAUUGAAUAAACCAGGUCAAACCCAUUCCCAUUCCCAGUCGUUCAAUAAACUGCUCGUAUCUCAGGGGUGAAGAGGGGACAUCUCCACAGG
This is a messenger RNA of Pezoporus occidentalis (night parrot), 2155 nucleotides long. RefSeq names its product potassium voltage-gated channel subfamily V member 2-like. Gene Ontology annotation, biological process: potassium ion transmembrane transport; protein homooligomerization. The transcript is spliced from 2 exons. Gene Ontology annotation, cellular component: voltage-gated potassium channel complex; membrane. The record is from RefSeq and is a predicted model, not a curated record. Bases 7 to 1530 code for a protein of 507 amino acids. Gene Ontology annotation, molecular function: delayed rectifier potassium channel activity. NCBI's taxonomy places the organism in Eukaryota, Metazoa, Chordata, Aves, Psittaciformes, Psittacidae.